AUGAGGCCGUUUCGAUACCAGACGCUCGCAGAAGAUGUUGAAGCUUUGGACGAUCCAGGUGUACCAACAUGCCAGUCAAGAACACGCCGCUUGCUUUCGUGUUUGGCGCUCCUGCAGUUAACGAUUAUGGCGGUGUUUGCCGUAAGAGCAAGCGCUGGAGGCCCUGUGCAUGCACUUCGAGAGAUCGGAGUUGGUGACAUAAUGCGGAAAUUUAGCAUCUUCCAGUUCAGUAUGGCCAUGUAUGAAAACGAAUUUGGAGACACGGAUCCGUUUCAGUUCAGAUGCCCAGUGCCGGGGACUAUUGCUGGUGGCAGCGACAACAUGACUUGCUGCAGGACCUACAACAACAAAGGUUGGCCCUUCCAGUUUCGAGAGUGUGAAACCUUCGGGUUUUGCACGACUUGCUGGGUUGAGACGGAAAAGCCGUCCAUGCAACGGCACCCUGCCAUUGAGUUUGUAGGCGCUUCUUGGGCAGCAACUAUCAGUGUCAAGAACAAAGCGGAAGCGAAAUCCGGGUGGCUAGGCCAGAAUCUGCAGAAUGCCUUUGGCAAUCUCGGUGUCUUGUCCAAAGACAAGGUCGAUGAUGCACCAGUACGAGGCAGUUCAAUGCGGGUCAGAAUUAGCAGGGGCAUCAUGAAGGGAGAGACCGACUCCUGCCCGGGCAUAGAUGAUUGGCACAUUGACAUGCUCAAUGAAGACAAAGAGAACAUUCACGCACGAGUCUUUAAGUCACCACGAACAAAGCUGGCCAUUGUUGCCUUUCGUGGUACACAGUUCAAGUCCAUGAAAAAUUGGGAGGUUGAUGCUGACAUUCAGAGAAUACCACUAAAGCUGCCAAAUGGCAAUGUCACGUACGUGCACGAAGGCUUCCUGAAGGCUUUGGAGCUCAUUCUACCUCAUGUGAAGAGGUGGGUAGAUGGUUACAUUUUCGGACUCUUCCAGGCCGUGCCGUCGGACUGGAAGUUGAUUUUCACCGGCCACAGUCUAGGGGGAGCGCUUGCUCUUCUGGCGGCUACGAAAAGCUUUGCAGAUCGCUGGCCUAGGACACCGGAGGCCGUGGUUGUUUUCGGUGUGCCCCGUUUUGCAGACGCGGCCUUGGAUCACUGGUGGCGGCAGAACAAGCUUUGCCAGCACCUGGUCCGUGUCAACACUUACAAUGACAUGGUGCAUGUCAUGCCUUUUCAGAGGAUGUGGAGCGCUUUAAAUGUAGCCACGAGUGCUUAUGACUGCUUCACUCGACCUGUGAACUGCAUAAGACAGUCCACGAAGCACAUGCAGCAUGCUCUUGCUCACCACUCGGACGGACUUGGUUUGAUUAUCAGCGAUCAGUGGUCGCACGUGUGUCCCGAGAGUGAAAUUCUGGUGCCAAGUCGCGUGAAGGGAGUCAAUGAGCAACUCGAGGAAUUAUCUUUGUUCGGAGGUGUCCUUUCUCAUCUGAAUGAGAACUGCCUAUACGGAUACAUCUAUGGAGUGCUGCACAGCAACAUUUCGACUUUUGACAAAUACUGCAGAGUUUCGCCUUCCAUCUGUACGAAUCUGACACAUCUUGGACCGUAA
Molecule: messenger RNA, 1557 nt
Organism: Symbiodinium sp. CCMP2592
Lineage: Eukaryota; Dinophyceae; Suessiales; Symbiodiniaceae
Source: the annotation of a GenBank genome assembly